Molecule: messenger RNA, 2802 nt
Organism: Tetrahymena thermophila SB210
Lineage: Eukaryota; Ciliophora; Oligohymenophorea; Hymenostomatida; Tetrahymenidae
Product: transmembrane protein, putative
Exons: 10
Source: RefSeq, a predicted model, not a curated record
AUGUAGAAGUUCUUUGUGAAAUUAUUUAUAGCGCUUGGCAUAAUUAAAACAAUUUUCAUGUAGAAUCUAGUAUAAAUUGGGAUCUCAUAUCUAAUAAUUUAUAUCAAAGAAACAAAUUCAAUCAUUUAUAAUUCUUCUGAUACUAAUUUAAUUAUGUACAGCACCUUGUCUCCUCAAGGUUACAUUAUAGCAUCGUAUGAAUUAAAAAUAAAUAUAAAACUUAAUAACCCAUCAAGAUACGCUUUUAAGAAUAACAUGAUCUAUUUAACGAAACCAGAUAAUAGCUUAACUUAUUUUGUAAUUAACAUAAAUGAAAUGAUUUAAGGUGGAUAAAACUACGCUUAAGAGCUACCAAGACCUGCUUUAUAUUACCCCUGUACAAGUUAUGUGAUAAUAAAUAUGGAGGAAAAUCUUUAUUUAACUUGCUUUGAUAAUGGGAAGAUUUUUGUAAUAAAAUCUUCUACCUUCGAAGGACUAUUUUAGCAAAUAGGUAAUGUUGUUUACAAACCAAAUCCAUCUAGCUCUCUUUUAAGAGUGUAUGGUUAAUAUUUCAUAAUUAUGGAAAAUAUAAUUUUCAUUGAUGAUAAUCAGUAUCAGUAUAGUUUUCAAGCAGAUAUCUCUUCUUUUCAAUUGAUAAAUGAAAAGUAUAAUAUUUAUCUGAUAAAUAAAAAUAUGUGCAAAGUUUAGUUAUCAGAAGGCUAAUUUAGUAUAAUUAGCUCUAUUCAAAAUGUUUAUGAAAACUUUUCUGACGUUAUUGAAUUUUAUGAGAUACCAGCUAUUAUCAUCUAAAUAAUUAAUUCAGAUUAAUUUCAAAUUUAUAAUGUUUAGAAUUUCAGUUAAAUUCCAAUUGUUGGCAAUUCCUUUCCAUCCUUAGAUAAAAAUCAAACAUAUUUUUAAUAUUUAAAUUUUAUUUAUGUUAAGAACUCCUAUUUUGAACUAAAGUAUAAUGCUCUAUAAUAAAAUAUAUAAAUAGAAGCUACCUUAGGGAGUUAAACAUAUAUCAGCUUCUAAUCCUACAAUGAUUUUAGAUUUUAUAAUGGAUUUAGCUAUUUAGUUAUAGACUUAUCAACUAAUACUAUUAAUAAAAGGUUUCUAUAUCCUAUUUAAAAAAUAUACAACAAGAUACCAGGUUGCUCUCAGUCAGGUUAAUUGUUAAGCUGCCCUUCUUGUUAGUCUUAUUACUAUUUAUAAAACGGGUAGUGUGUACCUUCUUGUUCAGAUCAUUAUUUUGUUCAAGGUUAAAACUGUUAAAAAUGCGAUUAAACUUGCCUAACUUGUAAGGAUGCAUCUCCAUCUAGUUGUUUAACAUGUAUUCAUGGUAGAUAUUUAUUGCAGUAAGAUAACACAUGUAUCACUUGUGAUUAAAAUAGUGGAUAUUUAAUAAAUGGUAGAAAUUGCACUUGCUAAGAUGGAUAUAGUUAUUAUAAUUCUAAUUGCUAAAAAUUAUACUUGGUCUAUAAAUCAGGAUUCACUACUGCUUUGAUACAAUAAAUUUAAUAAUAAGUUAGUAUUUCAAGUAAAUCUUUAUAAGCUACAACUACAUUUUUAAGCUUUCUUUAAAAUAUCAUGUCUUAAUCUAGCUUUGGGAUAGCUAUAAACGGCUUAACUUGUAUGAAACUGAGCUAUUUGAUUUUAUUAAAUACUAUUCUGCCAAAUUAAAUUUAUACUCCUUUGAAUGAAAUAAAAAACUAAUGUCCUCUAAAAUAGUAUAGACUUUUAAAUGUGUUUGAGCUUGUAAUUAAUUAAAAUUAAACUCAGUUUUAAAAUUAAAGAUACUCUCAAUAAGAUAUCUCCUUCAACAUAAUCUAUACUUCAGGAUAAGCUAUUACUUUAUCAUUUAUUUGCCUUUUUACUUUAGCAUUAUUUUAUUUUUUAAUAGAAAAAUGCUAAAUUUAAAAGGUUUAAUCUGCUUCUAAAAUAAUUUAUGAUAAAUUAAUUUCAAGUUUUGCUAUUCAAUUUUUGUAAUUGGGUGGCUUAAUUUUGGUGAUAGGAAUAAAUUAAUAAAUAAAGUAAUUUUUCUUAUAAUUUGACAGUGAUAGCAUUGGGUUGCAAAUCACUUACGUAAUUCUUUUUAUUAGCUUAGUCUUCUUAGUGUUUUAAUAAUAAUAUAUAUGCAUUAAUCGAAAAAAUUGCCAUUAGAAUCUGAGCAAUUUCAACGAAAUAACUAGAAAAAAAAUAUAAAAUGAGACUAUCUCUGAAUCAAGGCCCUGUAAAAAUUUUAUGAUAAUAUACUUAAUCUAUGAAUCCUUUUUUGUGCCUGUCUGCUUUAUAACUUUCAGCGAAUCUUGGAUGUCUGCAAGUAUAGUUUCGAUAAUAAUUUAGUCAGCUUAUUUAUGUAUAUUUAUUUACUUGAAGCCCUUUCAUUCUAAGUUGACUAAUUUUUAUUUUAUUAUUGAUUCACUAUUGUGGCUUUCUUUAUUCGUGUAGUAUCUGAUACUAAAUAUUGUAAUUUCUAAUUGUGAUAUCAAUGAGAAAGCUUAAUUUUUAGAUAACCUAAGUUAUUCCUUUAUAAUAACAUUUUAAUUAAUACUCUUUGAGCUUACAAUUUACAUGAUAUUAAAUCUAAUUUCAGAGUUUUACUAAUUCAUUAUUAGAAAGAAAAAUAAAGACUAAGAUUAACUUAUGAACUAAGAUAAGCUACUAGGUAGAAUCAGUAAAAUAGAAAUAUCAGAAUAUGUAUUAGAUUAGAAUUUGAACAAAAUUUAAUAACUAAGUUUGCAAGAUUUAAAUUACAUAAGAAAAUAACAAAUUGUAAAAAAAUAAAAAAAUAAAGUUCAUCAUAAUAAACAUUAGUAUGAAUGA